AGCUGAAAUGGUCAUGGUCUUCGGGAGACCGCAGCGUACAUGCGUACAUACCCUCGGGCUUGGGGAAAUAACGAUUGCAUCUAAGACUUGUGUCGCCAUCCGUGACACCAGGUCCAGAAUUUGAGAACAUGGCGUCCCCUAUACUACCAAACACUUCCAACUUCUUGGGCGUGGCCUUAGUUGUCAACCGCUUACGCGAUGGGCCGUUGUUUGUCUUCCACUAUCCACCUCAAAUCCAGGCGCCGUGUGCUUCGCCCUCUAGCGAUAGUGCCCCCAGGGACGAGUUGGACGACGACGAUGACCUGUUAAAUCAGAUGUCUCAUCCCCCCUUUGAGGCGCCUUCUGGCUCGCUGCCCAAGUCGUUCGAUUUACAGAACUGGAACCAUGACGACCAUCUAGAGACCGAUAGUGGUUCCCAGAUAGUGCCUUGGGAGCACGUAGCUGGUUAUCCUACUAGGGAUCUCGAGAGUCUCCUCACCCCUAACCGGGCUUUUCACAAGAAACUCUUUCAUGUUUCCUUGGAGCAGCUUUGCUUCGCAUCGUAUCCUAUAUACGUCCCGGAAAAUGGGAUAUGGCGAAAGAAGAAGAAGCAGCAGCCAAAGUAUCAGCCACCCAAGUCUCCCGAGAAUACAGAGGCGACAAGUAAAUAUAAUGGCGAGUCAUCUACUACCUUUGCGAGUGACGUGCCACAAAUAGAAACCAGGGACAUGGCUGAUGAAGCCACUACUGGUAACCCACCGGAUGAGGCUGACGAAAAAAAGAGCGGCAUGACUAUGUUUAAUCUCGUCUUUAUUUUGAACCCUAAAAAGCACGAGGCCAAGGAGUUGGCAGAGAACCUCUAUCUUCACAUCAUCAAGAAGGUUAACAAGGCCUACAAGUACAGCCAGCAGAAGAGUGAUUUUGUCUGGAAAGAAUCGAAGCGGAUCCUAGCUUUAAAGGAUAAGGGGCGAGAAUCAAGGACUAGGAUGAGCACAUUAUGGAGAGAAAUCCUAGAGGUAUCCUCUCUAGCAGCAUCUAUGCAGGACGUAUAUGAAGCCGUCUCCCACAACAGGAUCGCUGCCUUACAGCUAGAUACAGCUGAAGGUGCUGUAACGCAUUCGGUUCAGAUCCCCGUGCCCUUCUACCUCCCUGAUCUUCCACCCGACGACGAGGCCGGCUCUAAAGGCUUGUGGAUCACUACCGCAAACACCUUCGUCGAGGAAGAUAGUCUUAACGAUCCCGCCUUCCUCGACAAGAACUUCGCGUUGCUUCUCAUGAGCGAUGAGAAAAAAAUCAUUGCGGAGCUCCAGGCCGACCCGGAUGAGACGACAGCGGCGAUGAUCGAGUUCGUCCGGCUCUCAAAGCCGACAAUGUCAUUCUACCAGAUCGGUCAAGGCACGGCACUCUCUCCAGCUCAAGUGCGCAAAUACGCACAACACUUCAUAUUCUGGCGACGGGCCAUCGCAAUCCCACCCCUACACGCGCGGGACAUUUAUAUCCUAUCCCCAAACAGCGACAUGAGCCGGCUACCAAGAGCCAGUCAGACGUGGGCGCGUGUAUUCCCCCUCGCACCCCCUCUCCCCGAGUUCCUCGCAGCUCUGUCAGCAGCGCCGCGCUCCUACAAGUUGUUCGCGCCUAGCAAGAACCAUCGCCCAACCUACCUAUCCAUGCUGGCCUGGCUCAUGCGCGGCGGUUGGGUUACCCAGCUGUGCACCUUUGCGUACGUCGUCGUCUGGCCCGAGAUCCUAUACGAAGUCGACUACGAGAUCGAGGCCGAGGAACUUCUCCAAGAAGCCCGCGCCUCCAUCGCAGCCGACACUUCCGCCGAGUCCUCCUCCCACGCAUCUUCUUCGCCUCCCAACUCCUUAUCCGACGACGCACACUCCCCUUCCCCCCCUCUCUCAACAUCCACCGACGACCACGCCGGCAACAUCAGCCCGACGGCGGUAUCAUCGCCACCGCCAGGCACUAUUUCUAUUUCAAUGACAUCCUCCACCGCAACAAUAAAAUCUCCAAUGACGACUACGGCCGGCGAACAAGCCGCCGAGCAAGCCCGUCUCGACCGCCUAGCCACCCGCGCACACCUCGCCGCCGCCGAAAAAGCCGCCGCCCACGCCCGCCGUCCCCCGCCCCGACAGACGGACCACCCAUCUACUAACGACGCCCCGUACCUCGCACAUCUAACCCCAUAUAUCAUCGCCGACGCCGGCCGUGUCGGCGACCGGGAUUCCCGGUACUUACUUGCCAUUGCCCGGAGAUUGCCGGAGAGGACCACACAUUCUACCACCACCAGCAGCGGUCACAAAGGCAAAGAAGGGGUAGGGGCGGGCUCGUCCAAUCUAAACCCUCGCGCCAAGUGGCCCGAUUUCUGGAAAUAUUUCAACGGCCGCUACGCCCUGGAGCGCGUCGCCCUGCACGAAGACUUGAAGCGCCGCGACGCGUGGAACUUGCUUAAUUCUAUGAGCGAGUACCUGUUGUGCGUGAGACAUUGGUAGUUUUACUGUAUACCUAGGUACCUAACUAUCUAAAUCUCUACCCUUUGUACCU
Daldinia vernicosa is the source of this 2526-nucleotide messenger RNA. Its product is annotated as nitrogen permease regulator of amino acid transport activity 3-domain-containing protein. The record is from RefSeq and is a predicted model, not a curated record. The coding region runs from base 129 to 2474 and encodes 781 amino acids. Gene Ontology annotation, biological process: positive regulation of autophagy; TORC1 signaling; negative regulation of TORC1 signaling. The transcript has 3 exons. Lineage: Eukaryota; Fungi; Ascomycota; Sordariomycetes; Xylariales; Hypoxylaceae. Gene Ontology annotation, cellular component: GATOR1 complex.